Messenger RNA from Staurois parvus, 540 nucleotides. The record is from the annotation of a GenBank genome assembly. NCBI's taxonomy places the organism in Eukaryota, Metazoa, Chordata, Amphibia, Anura, Ranidae.
CAUUAAAUUAGGGUGAUUAAACAGAAUCUGUGCCCCCCCAUAUCAGAUGUCCCCCUAUAAUAGAUGUCCCUAUCAGAAUCCCCCUCAGAGUUCCUCUUCAGGUCCUCCUCAGAGUGCCCCUCACAUUAGGUGCCCCCUUACAUCAGGGUCUCCAUCAGAGUGCCCCCUUACAUCAGGGUCCCCAUCAGAGUCCUUUCUUACAUCACAAGUCCCCAUCAGAGUGUCCCCUUACAUCAGAGUGCUCGUCAGAGUGCCCCCUUGCAUCAGGGUCCCCAUCGGAGUGCCCCUUUGCAUCAGGAUCCCAAUCAGAGUGCCCCCUUACAUUAGGGUCUCCAUCAGAGUGGGCCCUUACAUUACAGUUCCCAUCAGAGUUCCCCCUUACAUCAGGGUUCCCAUCAGAGUGCCCCCUUACAUCAGGUGUCCCCAUCAGAGUGUUCUCUUACACCAGAGUCCUCAUCAGAGUGCCCCCUUUUAUCAGGGUUCCCAUUGGAGUGCCCCUUUGCAUCAGGGUCCCAAUCAGAGUGCCCCCUUACAUUAGGG